AUGAAGGAGACAGUAGUGAGAGAGUCUGAAGAGAACCUGACAGAGAACCUGACAGAGAACCUGACAGAGAACCUGACAGAGAACCUGACAGAGAACCUGACAGAGAACCUGACUGAGAACCUGACAGAGAACCUGACAGAGAACCUGACAGAGAACCUGACAGAGAACCUGACAGAGAACCUGACAGAGAACCUGACAGAGAACCUGACAGAGAACCUGACAGAGAACCUGACUGAGAACCUGACAGAGAACCUGACAGAGAACCUGACAGAGAACCUGACAGAGAACCUGACAGAGAACCUGACAGAGAACCUGACAGAGAACCUGACAGAGAACCUGACAGAGAACCUGACAGAGAACCUGACAGAGAACCUGACAGAGAACCUGACAGAGAACCUGACAGAGAACCUGACAGAGAACCUGACAGAGAACCUGACAGAGAACCUGACAGAGAACCUGACAGAGAACCUGACAGAGAACCUGACAGAGAACCUGACAGAGAACCUGACAGAGAACCUGACAGAGAACCUGACAGAGAACCUGACAGAGAACCCUGACAGAGAACCUGAACAGAGAACCUGA
Knipowitschia caucasica is the source of this 582-nucleotide messenger RNA. Lineage: Eukaryota; Metazoa; Chordata; Actinopteri; Gobiiformes; Gobiidae. The record is from the annotation of a GenBank genome assembly.